AUGACCUCACCACCAAAGAUUGUGCUUGUCGCUGAUCCAAAGGCUCAGGCAGAGUCUCUCAAGCCUUCAGACCGACCUCCGCCACAUUCUUCUCGGAACGGACAUGGUUCUUACCCGGAGCAAGGACAAAAUGAGGCGGAAGCAAUUGUACACGUCGAGAAGAUUGCGGCCCUUAGCAAGAGAGUAAGACUAGCAGAAGCCGCCGCGGCCGCCGCGAAGAAAUCUCAAGAGCAAAACGAAUUACUUAUUGCGGAUCUCAAAGCACAGCUCGAUGCAUCGACCUCGGCGUGUAAGGACUUAUUGGAAACUGUCAGGGACCAAGAGGAUACAAUAGAAAGUCUGUCAUGA
Molecule: messenger RNA, 348 nt
Organism: Chondrus crispus (carragheen)
Lineage: Eukaryota; Rhodophyta; Florideophyceae; Gigartinales; Gigartinaceae
Exons: 1
Coding region: 1-348 (115 amino acids)
Source: RefSeq, a predicted model, not a curated record